This is a messenger RNA of Medioppia subpectinata, 4188 nucleotides long. Lineage: Eukaryota; Metazoa; Arthropoda; Arachnida; Sarcoptiformes; Oppiidae. The record is from the annotation of a GenBank genome assembly.
UACGAGAGUACAGUCUUGAUAUCACGGGACAGGGAGGGAGAGCACCCACUAAUCAAUCAAUACCAGCACUACUGGUACUGUACACAACUGGAUAAUGAUAACAACCAAACCAAUCAACAACACCAGCAAACGGACAGUGAAUACUCGCCCCGCGAACCCCCACCUCCGCCCCCACGACAACAUCCACUUGAAGAUCAUACAGAGGAGGGGGAGGGGGUGGACAUCGAUGACCCGGCGCUAACCUCGUGCGGUGUGGGCUCGUGGCGGCCCCUAUGGCUACAGGUGUUCGCCAGUCCAGUGUUUUUUACCCUGAACUUUGCGCUGAUAGGUAUCAUACAGGGCAUGACCGGCACGUAUUUUGUCGGCUCGAUGAGCACGUUGGAAAAGCGAUUUGCCUUUGAUAGUAAAAUAUCUGGUACAAUUUUAAUCGCCGAUAAUUUUUCACAAAUGCUGGUGAGCCCAAUAAUUGGCUACUUUGGCAGUCGUUUCAAUCGGCCCCGAAUGAUAGCGACGGGUGAGCUGAUACUGGCCCUGUCGUGCUUCACAACAGCUCUGCCCUACUUUAUAUACGGCGCGGGCACUCACCUCUUGCACGACGACAACAUGCUGUCAACACUCGGCCGCAACGAAACGCGUUACGAGUUGUGUCCGGCAAACAGCGCCGACAUUGACUGCUCGGGCGGUAAGCACUCGACGGUAUGGCUGGCAGUGGUGUUGCUAUGGGCGGGCAGUUUCCUGAGGGGAUUGGGAUUUACUGCCUAUUUUGUGAUCGGCAUGCCUUACAUCGAUGAUAGUGUUAGCAAAAAGAACUCGCCCAUUUAUAUUAGCCUGAUCACAGCGCUCAGGCUUAUUGGACCGGCUGGUGGUUUCCUACUGUCCUCCCUGUCCCUACAUGAUCCUGGUGUCACACGGCGAGAUCCGAGAUUUAUUGGCGCAUGGUGGAUUGGGUUUACAGUGAUCGGUACCCUGUUGUUUUUUGCGGCGAUCCCGAUGUUUUUAUUUCCAAAGCAAUUCAAAAACGCAACGGUAAAGGCAAAGGAUCUAAAGGACAAUGUCAAGGGCUUUAAAGGAACAGCACAGGCGGUUAAACGGUUGGCCAAAAAUCCUAUCCUGAUGUUUCAUUUGGUUGGCAGUACUAUACGCUACAUAGGACUGGGCGGGUAUUACAUAUUCAAAACAAAGUACAUAGAGUCCAUGUACAGGCAGACUAGUUCCGGGGCUAGUUUCAUCACGGGCACCACCAGCAUACUGCCCAUGGCUGUGGGUAUUAUUCUGGGCGGUGUACUAAUUACAUUCGUCAAGCCCCGGCCUCGCACCCUGGUCAUUUAUAUGUUUUUAGUCGAACUAUUCUCCAAUGGGGGCAUUUUUACCGGGAUGUUUAUGGGCUGCCCGCCCCUUCAGUUACCACCAACCCAGUUAGUCAACAACGAAUACUCGAUGAAUGCCCAAUGUAAUCAAGGUUGCGAUUGUACGACCAGUAUAUUUACCCCGAUUUGCUCGGGCGCUGACCAAUCGACCACGUAUUUCUCGCCCUGUUAUGCGGGCUGUAAGACCAUAGAUAGAGUCGCUGGGACAUUAUCUGGGUGCUCGUGUAUAGGCCCUGACACGGUGGGCACUGCCACCACCGGCUACUGUCAGAGCGAUUCAGACAAUUGCGAUAAAUUAUAUACUUAUUUACUGGUGAUAACCCUCGGGUCGCUUAUAUCGUCAACGGCCAGGACUGGCAACUAUUUAUUAACGCUUAGGAGUGUUGACCCGAAGGACAAGAGCUUUGCUAUGGGAAUGAUGUCUACAUUUAUGGCUAUAUUUGCAUUCAUUCCCUACCCAUUAAUAUUUGGUGCGAUCACAGACUCCGCUUGCAUGGUAUGGGAGCGCACGUGCGGUAAACGUGGUAACUGUUGGCUGUAUGACACGGAUAAAUUUAAAAACUACCUACACGGCUCGGCAUUUGCUUUCAUGAUGGUCGGCUCUCUAUUUGAUUUGGGCAUUAUUUUUAUGUCUAAAAAGAUCAAAAACUUUUACGACGAGCCCGACAAGGAGAUUGAUGACCUGGAUAAAAAUCACCAAAUAGAUUCAGACAAAAAUGUUAUACAUAUGACCAAGAUGUCCGGCUUUGCUGCUGCUAUUAAUCCGAAUUACGAUAAUCAUUUUGAUAAUAAUAAUAAGGGUAUACUAUUCUGGUGGGCGUGUGAGAUAUCGUCACUGUAUACGUGUUCCAUGGAUGAUAAACAUGAUGACAAACAAUCGGGCAACAUGUGUGAGCACAGGGGAGACAAUGGCACCGCUGAUAUGGACUCGGAUGUGACGCUAUGCGGUGUGGGCUCGUGGCGGCCACAAUGGUUACAGGUGUUGGCCCGGCCCACAGUAUUCCUAUUCAAUUUCAGCCUAAUUGGUCUAAUCCAAGGCAUGACCGGUAGUUAUUUGAUUGCCUCUAUGAGCACUUUGGAGAGACGGUUUGCUUUUGACUCAACGAUCGCCGGAUAUAUAAUGAUUGCCGACAAUAUUGUGCAAAUGAUGUGCAACUUCUCCAUAGGGAACGGCCAGUUGCACGGCAAAAGUGUUCCCUAUAGGGAGGGUUCCUCUAAGGGAGACUUAGCCACGGGUGAGCUGGUGGUGGCCCUGUCGUGCUUUGUCAACGCUAUGCCAUAUUUUAUAUACGGCGCGGGCACUCACCUGUUGCACGACGACAACCUGCUGUCCAAACUGGCCCGCAAUGAGACCCGUUAUGAGAUGUGUCCGGCAAAUGGGGCCGACUUUAAUACGGGGUCGUGUGAUAAGCACAGGACGGUAUGGCCGGCCGUAGUGUUGCUAUUGGUGGGCAGUUCGCUGCGUGGACUCGGCUUUACGGCAUAUUUUGUGAUCGGUAUGCCGUAUAUGGACGACAGUGUAAGCAAACGCAGUUCAGCCAUCUAUUUAUCGCUCAUAUCGGCGCUCAAACUGGUGGGCCCGGCCAGUGAUAAUCCUGGUAUAUCGCGAAUGGAUCCGCGCUUUAUUGGCGCAUGGUGGCUUGGUUUUGUGCUUAUAGGCAUCAUGUUAUUUUUUGUCUCUCUGCCCAUGUUCCUAUUUCCAAAACAAUUGAAAUCAGCGUCGGUAAAAGCCCGGGAUCUAAAGGACAACGUUAAGGGCACUAUAGCGGCGGUCAAACGUUUGGCCCGUAAUCCUAUACUAAUGUUUCACUUGAUAGCCACUGCCCUCCGCUAUAUCGGUAACGGGGGUUACCAUAUAUUCAAAAGCAAAUACCUUGAGUCCCACUUUCAUCAAACCAGUGCCGGCGCCGGACUACUGACCGGCACGACAACCGUACCCGCUAUGGCAGUGGGUAUUAUGUUAGGUGGUAUUGCUAUCACUUGGUUUAAACCACGACCCCGAUGGUUAAUUAUCUAUAUGGUUUUGGUCGAGUUUUUAUCUUGUGGUGGUAAAUUAGGCGCUAUGUUUAUAAAAUGUCCCUCGCUCAACAUUGGCAAUUAUGGAGCCAGCAAUAGCGAAUUCACAAUGAAUGCCGGUUGCAAUCAGGGCUGCGACUGUACUACCAGGGUAUUUACGCCAAUCUGCGCGGCCGAUGGUGUGACCACAUAUUUUUCGCCGUGUUAUGCUGGGUGUCACUAUUUGGACAGACCCAACAAGACUUUAUCCGAGUGCGCUUGUAUUGGAUCAGGUGAUCAUGGUGUUGGUGGUGCGGCCACUACAGGUUACUGCAAAAAUGACGUUGGUAGUUGCAAUAAAAUUUUGCCCUACCUGUCCAUUUUAACGUUGGGCUCUGUGAUAGCGUCCACCGCUAGGACUGGUACUUAUUUAAUUAUAUUAAGAUCAGUCGAUCCGAAAGACAAGAGUUUUGCGAUGGGAAUGAUGUCUACUUUUAUGGCAGUAUUCGCCUUCAUUCCCUACCCAUUAAUAUUUGGUGCGAUUGUGAACUCGGCGUGUCUGGUUUGGAAGUACACGUGCGGUAAACGUGGUAACUGUUGGCUGUAUGACCCGGAUAAAUUUCGCUAUUAUUUACAUGGUACGGCAUUUGGUUUUAUGUUUACGGGGGCCUUGGUCGAUUUGGUGGUCAUUUUUUUGGCCAAUCGUAUUAAAAACUUUUACGAUGAGCCCACAAUCGAUGAAGUAGACAAAGGUGGUCACCCUAGAGGCGCUGAUGAUAAUAAUAUACAUAUGACUACUAUUAUCUAUAAUAACGGCAAUUAUGAA